This is a messenger RNA of Trichomycterus rosablanca, 2709 nucleotides long. RefSeq names its product kelch-like protein 9. The transcript has 9 exons. Gene Ontology annotation, biological process: protein ubiquitination; regulation of cytokinesis. Gene Ontology annotation, cellular component: Cul3-RING ubiquitin ligase complex. Bases 427 to 2493 code for a protein of 688 amino acids. NCBI's taxonomy places the organism in Eukaryota, Metazoa, Chordata, Actinopteri, Siluriformes, Trichomycteridae. The record is from RefSeq and is a predicted model, not a curated record. Gene Ontology annotation, molecular function: ubiquitin-protein transferase activity; cullin family protein binding.
CAUCUGUGUAAAGAGCAAUAGAUCAAACAUCAGGAAACACCACUGUAAGAAAAGAUAAGGAGGUUUGCCACUUAAGGUCUUUAUAUAGAAUUACCAAAACUGACAUCUUUCAAGAGAAGUGUUUUUAAGAAAGUCAAAAGUGGGUGUUUAUGUAAGAAAGAGACAGAGACUCAGAAAAGAGAAGUGGCACAGGAAACCAAGAGGCUUGUGGUGAAUAGUUCUGCCUCGGUUUAAAGUGAUCGCAGUGAGAUGUUCAGUUCUGUGAUGAGAGGAAGACUUUGAACCUUCAAGAAACACACCAGUGUAUGACAGAAGUAUUUUCAGUGUGAUGCCUGUUAAAUUGCAGUCAAGUUAAAAGCCUUUUAUUUUUAUCUAUCAGAAACACUUUUGAGAAGUGGUGUUUACAACUAACAGGAGUCCCUAAACAUGGGAAACAGUGGAGAAGAGGGGAAACUGCAUCGGAAACUGUCCCGCAUAGGGAGCAGGGGGCAGAGAGAACCACCAAGACCUCCACCUCAAGCAGAAAGACCCCCACCAGCUGCCAAUUAUAAUGCCCCACCCAGACAACCUGAACCUGCUCCAAAACCUCCAGAGGCCAGCGCUAAGCCUUCAGUUCCUACUGCAAAACCACAAGUAGUUCCACCAAAACCCAGCGUUCCUCCCAAACCGCAAAUACAGAUGUUUAGCAGUGGAGAACAUGGAAAUGCCAUGCUUAAGGGCUUGAAUGAUUUUCGCAGUGAUACAACAUUGUGUGAUGUCACUCUGGUGCCAGGUGAUAGUUCUGAAACUUUUCCAGUUCAUAGGGUGAUCAUGGCCUCAGCCAGUGACUACUUCAAAGCCAUGUUCACAGUAGGAAUGAAGGAGCAGAAGCUGGAGGAAAUUAAAUUACAUGGAGUAAGCAGCACAGGCCUUAAAAACAUUAUUGAGUUCAUAUACACGUCUAAUUUAAGUCUGAGCUUAAGCACCCUCCAGGACACUCUUGAGGCUGCUAGUUUUCUCCAGGUACUUCCAGUCCUCAACUUUUGUAAUCAGCUACUGAGCAGUGAGGUUACCAUAGAAAACUGUGUGGAAGUGGAGCGCAUUGCUAAUGAUCUUCUCCUGGAGGAUGUCCAGACCCACAUUCAUAACUUUGUCUGUCAAAACCUCUCUGCUUUGGUGCAGAAUGGUUGUUUCCUGCAACUUUCUAAGGACAGCUUGGCAUAUGCCUUGUCUAGUAAUUCACUGACUGGCUUCUCAGAGAUGGAGCUUUAUCGGGCUGCCCGAGCUUGGCUGGCACACAAACCCGAACAUCGACCUGCAGCCUACUCCUUGAUGCGCCACAUUCGCUUUCCUCUGAUGAGCCCUGCAGAACUCCUACAGAUAUCGCAGGAAGACCAGGUCAGUGAAGCAAAUAAUAAGGAAAAUGAAGGCAUGGAGCCAUUUAUGCGUACCGACACGGCCUGUGUGAACCUUCUCUUGGAGGCCAGCAACUACCAGAUGCUGCCAUUUCUCCAGCCAGGACUCCAGACCGAGAGGACUCGCAUUCGUUCAGACACCACCUACCUGCUGGCUCUGGGAGGUGUGAUGAGGCAGCAGCUGGUGGUGAGCAGAGAACUGAGGUUGUAUGAUGAGGACGGAGGGAAAACUUGGAGGGCCCUUCAGCCAAUGGAGGUGCCUCGUUACCAACAUGGUGUGGCCCUUCUAGGAGGUUUUCUUUACAUUGUUGGAGGACAAAGCACUUAUGAUACAAAGGGUAAGACAGCGGUGGACAGUGCAUAUAGAUAUGACCCUCGCUUUGACCGCUGGCUGCAGGUGGCCUCUCUAAAUGAAAAGCGAACAUUCUUUCAUCUGAGCGCUCUGAAGGAAAAGCUGUACGCUGCUGGGGGAAGAAAUGCCACUGGUGAGAUUGACACAGUGGAGUGUUACAACCUUAAAAAGAAUGAGUGGACCUUUGUUGCACCUAUGAGUGAGCCUCAUUACGGUCAUGCUGGUACAGUACAUGGAGGACUAAUGUAUGUGUCAGGUGGGAUAACGAGAGAUGCUUUCCAAAAGGAGUUGUCCUGUUACGAUCCAGACACAGACUCCUGGAGUCGUCGAGCAGACAUGAUGGAACUGCGAGGUCUUCACUGCAUGUGUACUGUUGAAGACCGUCUCUACGUUAUGGGUGGAAACCACUUCCGUGGCGCCAACGAUUAUGAUGAUGUGCUGAGUUGUGAAUAUUACAGCCCUGCAACCGACCAGUGGACAGUGGUGUCUCCAAUGCCCAAGGGUCAGAGUGACGUGGGAGUGGCUGUAUUUAAGGGCAAAAUUUAUGUGGUUGGUGGCUACUCAUGGAACAGUCGCUGUAUGGUGGACAUUGUGCAGUGUUACGAUCCUGAAAAGGAUGAGUGGGAGAUGGUUUUCAAAGUGCUUGAGCCUCUAGGAGGCAUACGGGCCUGCAGCUUGACUGUCCAUCGUCCAAGUGGUUCUGUAGAUGAGGCACAGGAAUACCCUCUCCAAACAGAUAAGAACUGAGGCUCUGAGAACAGAUCCUAUAAGAUACUGUAUUCCCAGGACUGGCAAUAUGCCUUGAAUGUGCCUUAAGUGAGAUAAAUAAAAUAUUUAAAAUAUAAUUUUUAUAACAAGAUCCAUGAAAUGCAGUUAAUUCAACAUGUAUUGCAUUUGUUGUUAGUUUUUUUAGUUUGUUGUUUCUUUUGUGUUUUUUUUAAAUAUUAUUGUUAUUAUUAUUAU